Prorocentrum cordatum is the source of this 1387-nucleotide messenger RNA. Lineage: Eukaryota; Dinophyceae; Prorocentrales; Prorocentraceae. The record is from the annotation of a GenBank genome assembly.
CCGGUCUUAAAUUAAGAUCCUGCCGGCCUCUGGGGAGCGCUGCCCCCGCCGGGCGGGCCGCCCCGAGGGGGCGCUGCCGCCCCCCUGCGCCCGCCGCCCUUUUUGUGCUGCAGGCGCCCAGGUCCCCAGAGCUGCCCAAGACGGCGCUCGCAAGGGAAGGCGGCUGGCGGGAGGCCCCGGCGACUCCCUCCGCCGGGAGGGGAACAACGCGACGCCGACACCAUGAGGGCGAAGAGACGCGAGGAGCAAGAGGUGCCUCCCUGCUGGUGUGGUCCCGGCCCUCGCGCUCGAGACAUCCCCGGCCUCCAGCUCGGGGAAGCACCGUGGACCUCCUCGCUGGAGGUGGCCCCCCGGGUGGUGCUGGUGUCGCUUCGUCUCCCUCCGAUCCGGGUCUGCCCAGCUGGUCCAAGCGACCAGAGCUCGUGCACUGCAAAGAGCGCUUUCGACAAAGAGGCCGCUCGAUCGGCUUCAUGCGCAGCUGCUCUGGGCGACGAGCCUCUGCCCAGUCGCCCAGAGCCCUCACGUGUCCAGGCCGCCCAUCACUCCGACUUGCCCGGCUACAGUAUGCCUCAGUCUGGCCCGGUCGUCCUGCCUCAGUCUGGGCCCGUUCGCUUUCCUGAAUGGGGCAACUUUGAAGUAUCCCACCAGCCCUCUGGGCGCAGGUGGUCUAGAGCCGCGCGUACUUCUACAUUGCAUGAAAUCUUCAGUGGUGCAGUGAGGGCGCCGGCCGAGUCGAGACAAGGGAUGGAGAAGGUUGAGGAGGAGGAGGAGCACGAACGUGCUGAGGCCCAAGCGACCCUGGCACGAUAAAGUUAAUGGCCGCUGCCACGUGUGAAACCUUGCGCGAUGCCAGCUCGGAGUCUGCAGGGUCCCGUUCUCGAGGGGGAGGGGGCAGGAAGAAUGGACGGGGGAGGAGCAGGGGAGGGGGCGCAGAGAGGGAAGACGGGGGAGGACUGGGCAGCGGCCCAGCCCACAGUCCUCCAUAGACAGAAGGGCUCUCCAAAUGGCGAGCCCCCGCAACGGCCACUCCUGCUUGACCGAUGUCAAGGCCAGCGAGUGGGACGAAAAGUAAAAGAAGAGGUCUACUCGGCUGGUCCAGUUCCGCCGACCCUCGCCUGCACUGGGAUGACCACUGGGAGUGCCAAAAGAUAACCCCAGGACGACGAGCCCCGAGUGAGGUGUCGCAGCGGCCACGGUCCCAGAACAACACCGAGCCACUGGGCGUCAAGCGGUGGGCCCCGAAACCUCCUCUCCAAGGCACGUCUGUUCUAGGGUGCGUUUGUCGACUCGGCUGGUCCAGAGAGCAGGCCGUGAUCGGGGACGGCGAGCCUCUUCUGGCGGCGCGCGCGGAGUGGCGGCGAGGAGGGGGGCGGCCCCACGAGAAGGC